ACAAAAUGUAAAUAGUAAAACAAUACUAGGACCUAAAAUAAUUAUCGAUAACAAUGGUUUUAGUGUUCUGUAUGUGAAACAUAAAUUAUAUACGGUUGAUAAAGGAAAGACGUUCAUUAAUCAACGAUAAAUUCCGUAAUAAGAUCGACCGAAUAAUUGUUACAUCAAAUAAAGUUCUUUGUGCUUAAUUCUCUGAAUUUGAAGUAAAGUGAUGUGUAUUGUGAAUCGUAUAAAUCAUUUUAUUUAUUUGUUUUGUUUCAUUUUUUUGAGUAACUUUUAAUAAUAUGUUGUGGAGUCGAAAAAUGUCUGGUUGCGAAGACGAUUGUUCUGGUCGGGGUGAUUGUCUGAAUGGUACUUGUGUAUGCGAAAUUCGUUUUGCUGGAGAUCAUUGUGAUGGAUUGAAUAUACCAUAUCAUACAGGCAUUGGUGGUGUAUUCUUUCUGGUUGCGCUAGUAUGCAUUAUUCAAUUAGUAAUGUGUAUAAUAUCGGAAUACCAACGUUUAAAAAAUCCAACAUUUUUACGUGCAUGUAAAAUUACAACACAAAAACUAUUGUAUAUUGUUGCAUUCCUUGCAAGUUUAAUACGUGGAGCGUAUUUUACACAAAUUGAUACACAAAGCCAAAGAGAAUGGUCAAGCAGUUUACUGAGUGCAUACUAUCCAUUGUUAAUGUCUGGUUCAUCACUGAUUGUAUGUUUUUGGGCUGAAGUCUUUCAUUUACGUGAUAUUCGUUGGGAGAAACCACAAUUUUUAUCAAAAUCAUUUUUAGCAUUUUUAACAUUCAAUCUAAUCACAUAUAGUUUAUUAUUAGUGGAAUUUUUAACAACAAAUAUUGCAAAUACUCCUGCUGAAUUAAAAAACUUUUAUGCUCAUGUAUUUAAUGGAUGUUACGCUGUAUUACUAUUUAUCGUAGUAAUAUUUUUUUUAAUAUAUGGCGUUGAAGUAUACUUCAAAGUCCGUGGUGGAUUUGUUGCCGAUACAUCUGUAUCCGCUAUAAAUGCGUCACGAUUUCGUAGACGAUUAUCAAAAACUGAUGAAUGUUGCAGUUCAUCUGAUAUUACUUCCACAUCUAAAUUACACGCUGUAACGGAAAUUAAUGGAUAUGAACAAAAAAUUAAUCUAUCGCAGUUACACCAAUCCCGAUUCGGUUUAAUUAGCAUGGCAUUUAUGCUAAUUAUAAUCGUAGGAUUCUUAUUUUCUGAAACACUAAGUGAAUUUUGGAAAAAAAAAGUACCAGUGAAUUCACGUAAUUGGCACGACGUUGUAUUUCGUGUCGUAGAAAUAGGUGUUGCUGUUUGGUUCCCAUGUGUAUUAUGGAAUUGUAUUCAACCUGCAGAAUUAUGGUUACUAAAUCCACGUAAACUGUUGAAUAAACUUGAUUUAGAAAACGUGCCGGGCAAAAAUACUGAAAAGGACAUAAACGUUGCUCCUAUUGAUGAAGAGGGUGAAUUAUUUUUAAAUAAGAAAGAUUGUUGGAUUUGUUUAGAAAAUGAUCAACCAUUAAUUCAACCUUGUCAAUGUAGGGGUGACGUUUCAAGUGUACAUCAUGAAUGUUUAUUACGAUGGCUUAUAGAAAGUGCUUCAACAAAUCCGGAUAAUUUACGAUGUAAAGUUUGCGGCACACGUUAUGAAGUUGAACAUAGUAGAAGACUGGACUGGGAGCGUGGUUUCACGCCCCAACAUUGGUUGGCAACAUUUGCAAUUGUUUCAUUAAUGUGUAUAUCUGUUGCUGGUGCAUGGAUUGUUGUACAAUUUUUCGAAGGAAGUUAUGUACGAAUUUUAAGCAUAAGUAUUGCUAUGCUGAUCGUCUAUUUGUGUAUAAGAUUUCUUGGUUUAAAUACUGUGAAUGCGUAUCAGAGAGCAAAAGUUAGUGCUCUGAAUAUUGUAACUCCCACCGGUGAACCAGUGUCAACCAUAUCUGAGUCAAUAGUUGCCGUAAAUAUUCCAAGAACUGAACCAACUGCGAUUUAAAAAUUUAAAAAAAAAAAAAAUUUAAUGAUUUAUUGUGUGGUGAAAAACGACAUUUUUUAAACUGAACUUAGAAAAUGUUGAGAACAAAUGUGAUUUAGAAUCAUAAUAUGUUUUUUUUCUCUUGUUUUUUCUACUCUUCUGCUAAUAUCAAUUUAUUAUUUUUUAUUAAAAUAUGUGCCAAUUUUUUGGAUACGGAUUGUGUGCGAUUAUUAAAAAA
This is a messenger RNA of Chrysoperla carnea, 2187 nucleotides long. RefSeq lists its product as uncharacterized. The record is from RefSeq and is a predicted model, not a curated record. Gene Ontology annotation, molecular function: zinc ion binding. Lineage: Eukaryota; Metazoa; Arthropoda; Insecta; Neuroptera; Chrysopidae. The transcript has 10 exons. The coding region runs from base 285 to 1970 and encodes 561 amino acids.